UCAUGUUUACCUAUUACAUACAAACCGUAAGGGCCUAAUAAUAAAUGUUGUUGUGUUAUUUGGAGAAAAACAGAAAAUACGGUUAAUCACCAAAUGGCGUCUGGCUGAUAUUUGUAUAAAGGGACUAAUUACGGGUUGCACUUAACAAACAAACAAAAUGAGAUGUUGGAACGAAAACCAUGUUUUGGUAUUAUUCCGUGUUUUCCUGGAGUUAGCAGGAACGCAUAGCCACAUGUUUAUUCAGCAUCUUCAACGAAAUUUGAAUGAAUACAGAAUUUCCCAUUUUUCAUGGAACCUUCGGAACAUCGACAAUGAUAAAUACGUAUCGCUUAGAACGAUAGAAAACAACAAAGACAAGGCGUUCAGAUAAUACUUGUUCAGUCACCGCCCGGAUGUCAAGCAACUUCCAGACAGUGAGCAUGUAGCAAUGAUGUACCGAGGUAAAACUGGGAAUUACCCGGUGAAACUUCAAAAGAGAGAGACGGAACACCCUCAAAUGAUGGGGUUCAAAGAUAAAAAAGGGAAACACCCGGUAAAACAUCAGAAGAGAGAGGCGGAACACCCUUAAGUGAUUAUAUACGGAGGUAAAACUGGCAAUAACCCGGUUAAACUUCAAAGGAGAGAGGCCGAACCCCCUCAAAUGAUGACGUUCAAAGAUAAAAAUGGAAAACACAAAAUAAAACAUCAGAAGAGAGAGGCGGAACACCCACAAACGAUGAUGUACGGUGGUAAAACUGGGAAUUACCCGGGGACACUUCAAAAGAGAGAGGCGGAACGCCCUCAAAUGAUGGGGUUCAAAGAUAAAAAAAAGGGAAACACCCGGUAAACAUCAGAAGAGAGAGGCGAAACACCCACAAGUGAUGAUAUACGGAGGUAAAACUGGCAAUAACCUGGUAAAACUUCAGAGGAGAGAGGCCGAGCCCCCUCAAAUGAUGGGGUUCAAAGAUAAAAAAGGGAAACACCAAAUAAAACAUCAGAAGAGAGAGGCGGAACACCCACAAUUGAUGAUGUACGGAGGUAAAACUGGGAAUUACCCGGGGACACUUCAAAAGAGAGAGGUGGAACGCCCUCAAAUGAUGGGGUUCAAAGAUAACAAAGGGAAACACCCGGUAAAACAUCAGAAGAGAGAGGCGGAACACCCACAAUGAUGAUAUACGGAGGUAAAACUGGCAAUAACCCGGUAAAACUUCAAAGAAGAGAGGGCGAGCCCCCUCAAAUGAUGGGGUUCAAAGAUAAAAAAGGGAAACACCAAAUAAAACAUCAGAAGAGAGAGGCGGAACACCCACAAUUGAUGAUGUACGGAGGUAAAACUGGGAAUUACCCGGGGACACUUCAAAAGAGAGAGACGGAACGCCCUCAAAUGAUGGGGUUCAAAGAUAAAAAAGGGAAACACCCGGUAAAACAUCAGAAGAGAGAGGCGGAACACCCACAAUGAUGAUAUACGGAGGUAAAACUGGCAAUAACCCGGUAAAACUUCAAAGGAGAGAGGCCGAGCCCCCUCAAAUGAUGGGGUUCAAAGAUAAAAAAGGGAAACACCAAAUAAAACAUCAGAAGAGAGAGGCGGAACACCCACAAUUGAUGAUGUACGGAGGUAAAACUGGGAAUUACCCGGCGACAUUUCAAAAGAGAGAGGCGGAACACCCUCAAAUGAUGGGGUUCAAGGAUAAAAAGGGAAACACCCGGUAAAACAUCAGAAGAGAGAGGUGGAACACCCACAAACGAUGAUGUACGGAGGAAAAACUGGCAAUAACCCGGUGAAUCGUCAGAAGAGAGAGGCGGAACCCCCUCAAAUGAUGGGGUUCAAAGAUAAAAAAAGGGAAACACCUGAUCAAACUUCAGAAGAGAGAGGCAGAACACCGAAAACUGAUGAUGUAUGGAGGUAAAACGGGCAAUUACCCGGUAAAACUUCAGAGGAGAGAGGCCGAACCCCCUCAAACGAUGAUAUUCAAAGAUGAAACUGGGGGUAACCCGGUGAAAUUUCAGAAGAGAGAGGCGCAAAACCCACAAACGAGGAAACACAAAGAUAAAACAAAGAAUAACCCGGUGAAGGUUCAGAGGAGAGAGGCCGAACCCCCUCAAAUGAUGUUUUACAAAGAUAAAACUAGGAAUAACCCGCUUGAACUUCAGAAGAGAGAGGCGGUACACCCACAGAUGAUAAUAUACAAAGAUAAAACUAGGAAAAAUGCGGUGAAACAUCAAAAGAGAGAGGGCGAACCCCCUCAAAAGAGUGUAUAUGACGUACCGCAAGUAAUGAUGUAUGGUAAUAAAUUCAUCCCCUCGAAACUGCGACAAAUUAUGGUAAAUAACAAACCACAGAUGAUGGUAUAUAUUAAAGCGUUAAUGGUGAUGUAUUGUGAUAAAAUACGUCCUUUGAACCUUCGACAGAAAUCGACAAAUCAUCCACAAAUGAUGGUAUAUAACGAACCACAAAUGGUGAGGUAUGGAGAUAAAAUACUCCCUUCGCAACUUCUGAAGUUAUCUUUGGAAUAUCCACAGAUUAUGGUAUAUACCACCCCACAGUCGAUGAGUUAUAACGGCGAGAAAGAUCAUUUAACGAAACGGUAUUUAAAAGAGCAACCAGAAGAACUGUCCUUGAUAAACAAAUCAAAUGCAAGUAGUAUUGAAACCAACAAUUUGGAGUAUUUUGAUCCGUACAUACAUCUGUGGUGUUUAAUUGCAGAAUCUUUGUCUCUUAAAUUCCCAGAGGAGGAUGUGUAUUUUAAGAGCUGGAGCCAGCGUAUUGUCCUCUUUAAUUAUAGCCAGCUUAACAGAAGUAAAUUCACAGAACUUUUCCCUCGAUUACCACUGCACGUUAUGAUUGAAGAAUUGUCUCUGACAAACAUAUUUCAAAACUUAUUCUGGCAAUUUAGUUUUGACCAAGCAUUCAUGAACCAAAAAUUAGCCUUAUCAGGAAUGUCUGGAUUUCCACAAUUAAGCUUAAACAGAAAGAAAGAUUUUACACUGAACUUGAGAAACAUCAAACAAUCAAAGUACCGGUAGUAGAGGAGAGUGUGAUUUUAAGUUUCGACCAUCCUGAUUUGGUUGAAGGCCUUUAUCGUUCAGGGCUAUUUGAAAAGAGUAGGGAAUAUGUAGAUGCUGGAAAGCAUUUGUAUUCAUCACCAAAGUGCGCACCAAAAAUUGCGCACCAAAACCCUGAAUCUGAAUACACAAGCUCAUGCAUCAGUCAAUUUCAACCAUCCACCCCAGGUCCCGGAAUACCAGGGACUUUUAUUUUCGGUCCAGCCAACCCCAGCUAAAUUCCCAGCCCUGCGGAGAUAAUCUGGUGGUUAAGUCCCCACCAAAGGCACCCGCACCCAAGGGACAUAAGGUUAAGCCACAGGCACAGGUAUACCCCCGGAUGAGGGAGCCGUGGUUUCAAUUGACUGGUGCAUAAUGAUCCUUGUGAUCCAAUCUCAUGCCAAGACGAUUUCUGUUCUAACAUUGCCAGGUUAGUUAUUUUAUUAGCAUAAAAAAGCCUGGACAGUAUUUGAGAAAGACUGUUGUGAGGUUAAAUCUUCAUUACUUCACUAUUCCACAACAUUGGGUGAUAAUGGAACUUUAUUAAAAAAAAUUGAAUUGAA
Messenger RNA from Mya arenaria, 3581 nucleotides. RefSeq lists its product as uncharacterized. The transcript is spliced from 2 exons. Lineage: Eukaryota; Metazoa; Mollusca; Bivalvia; Myida; Myidae. The record is from RefSeq and is a predicted model, not a curated record. The coding region runs from base 1867 to 3000 and encodes 377 amino acids.